Molecule: messenger RNA, 4355 nt
Organism: Sinocyclocheilus grahami
Lineage: Eukaryota; Metazoa; Chordata; Actinopteri; Cypriniformes; Cyprinidae
Gene: apeh2
Exons: 17
Coding region: 41-2398 (785 amino acids)
Biological process (GO): proteolysis
Molecular function (GO): serine-type endopeptidase activity
Source: RefSeq, a predicted model, not a curated record
AGAUUUUAGACCCAACAGACUCGUAACAAGUUUGGCUAAAAUGUUCAGCCAUACAAGUCAACAUACAGAGCUACACAAAACUAUUUUGCGAGGAGAGGAGCAGCCACCUCUCCAGAGAUGUGAGGACUGCUGUUCCUUGUACCACUGUCCUUUCUGUGGGCCUGAAAUGUUCAAACCCGCCAUCAAAAGCAAAUGUUUAAAGCAUUUACAAGGUCACAGAAGAAGAGCGAUACGGCACAAGGAGUUCUUCAUUUUUAAAUGUCAUUUAAAGUGCCGAACUGCUCCACACUUUCACUGCGUUAGCUGCGCAUCCACUUUUAUGAGGAAAGAUGGUUUUCUAAAACACCUGGCUAUGUGCGAGAGCAAAAAACCCAAAUUAACAGUUGUGGAGCUGAAAUCAGACGAGAGUUUACCUGCACCAGAUCUUCAUCUGACUGCAUCUGAAGCUGGCAGUACUGAGGAGAUGCCUGUCGGCGAAGGACACAAGAAUCUGUUCUCUGAAGAUGCUCAGAAAAUCAGGAGAAGAAAAGCAAACUUUGAGCAACACUUGUGCCCUAAAAGGGCUGUUAGUGAGGAGACAGUGAGCCAGGGGCUCAGUGAUUCAGAGAUGGCAGACCAAAACUCCAGAGGUGAAGGAGGGAUUAUGGAGGAGCAGGUGAGAACAGAUGACCCAACUAUAUCCCCAGUGGAUGAAGGAGAUGCUUCAGUGGUAGAUCUCUCUGUAGUGGAUCAUAAUGUCACAGAGACCACUGUCUCAAAUUCUGCUGCCAAUCCUCAUCCUAUAGAGGCUGAUGUCGCCAUACAGACUUUAGUAAAUGAGAUGUUCUCUGGACACACAUCUGUUGAAAGCACCGUCCCACAAAGAUCCAGAUCCGAUGCACAAGAUCUGUGUCCGUUCUGUGGUUUAAUGCUACAUAGGAAGAAUCUGCAGGUGCAUUUAAGAAGGAAGCACCCAGAUCAAGUGUCAAACCAGGAGAAACCUGCCUCUGCUCAGGUGAAAAACCCAAAACAACAGAGACUUGCUUUGCGACAACAACAGAAGAUUGCAAUGGAGAGUGAAAUCAGAGAUGUGUUCAGACACUGUAUCAGGUUUCCAGUGCCCAUUUUUGCCUCUGUGGUCGCUGAUGAGCUGGUGGACACUGCCAAUGAGAAGCAUUGUAUCACCAUAUUGGCCCGUUGGAGUCAGUGUGAUUUGGAGAGAGGGGGGAAACUGCGUUUCUCUCAGAGAUGGACUCUACUGUGUAAACACGACACAAUCGAGCAUGUGCUGCCGUCUGGAACAAGCUCACACAUACAGACGGAGUUGCUCAGCUGCCAUUCUCCUUCUGGGACUCUUCAAGCUGUCAUCCGGGAGGAUGCCGGACAUCAGUACGUGGAGUCAUUAAUUCUGUGUGUGUGUGUGUGUUUGGUAGAUGAUUUCGGGAGUGUGCAGCUGUUGACCAUACAAAAAGACCUGAUGGUGAUGAGCUGCUCAUCUCCAAAUCAACCUCCCUGCCUGAAACUUGGCUUCCUCUCAUCAGUGGAUCAGGCUGAGGACAUGCAACUUUGUAAUGUGGGCGGAGCAGAUGUGUAUGAGGGAUUUGAUUGGCAGCCCAUGUUAAUCACACCCCCUUCUCAAGAGGAGAACCAUCAGUUCUCUGGACUGAAUUUUGGAGCAAUUUUGUUGAAGCCGUACAAUCUUCCAGAGAGAAGGAAAAGUCCUCUAGUGGUGAAUAUACAUGGUGGUCCUCAUGCUCAUUUUGCUGCUGACUGGAACGCCACAGCCGCUGCUUUAACCAAACUGGGAUUUGCUGUUCUGAUGGUGAACUACAGGGGCUCCACUGGUUUCGGUCAAGAUGGCAUAGAAUCUCUGCUUGGAAACGUUGGCAGUCAGGACGUCAAAGAUGUUCAUAGGGCAGUGUUGUGCACUUUGCAGAAUGAGAUGACCCUUGAUCCUGAUAGGGUGGCAGUGAUGGGUGGCUCUCAUGGUGGUUUUCUGGCCUGCCACCUGGUUGGUCAGUAUCCAGAUUUCUACAGAGCUUGUGCAGCAAGAAACCCUGUGAUCAAUGCAGCCACACUGCUUGGAACCAGUGAUAUUGUAGACUGGAGAUAUUCCUCUGUGGGGAUUCAGUAUGCUUUUGACCGGCUGCCCACAUCACAGUCCCUCAUUUCAAUGCUGGAAAAGUCACCCAUAAUACAUGCUGCACAGAUCCGUGCUCCUGUGUUGUUGAUGUUGGGUGGGAGAGACAGGAGAGUAUCACCUCACCAGGGUCUGGAGCUCUACAGAGCACUCAAGAGCAGGAGCACACCUGUCAGGUUAUUGUGGUACAGUGAUGAGGGUCAUUCGCUGUCUAAAGUCAACACUCAGUCUGACUGCUUCCUCAACAUCGUUCUGUGGUUUAAAGAACAUUUAAACUGACGCAACAUUUCUCAGAGACGCAUAUGAAAAUAUUCAUCAAAUGCUUUUUUUUUUUUGUCUGCACAUAUUGUGUUUGACAUUCUUGCCAAAACUGUAGAUGUCCAUGAAUGUUGCACUGAGGCUGAAGUUAAAGGUUAUACAGGUCAUUCUCCACUAGGGGACAGACCUGUCCAUGUUAAAUUAGCACUGCUAAAAUAAAUGGUCAAAUGCCAAAGGAUGAAGUCAUCAUGUUUAGAAAUCAGAGCUCAUGUACUGUGAUACUGAACUUCUCUUUUUAGAGUUAAUAUCUGAACAAUCAACGUCUUUUGUGAGACGUUUACUCUUCGCUAUGUUUUUAAUGGACAGUAAUGAUCUUGCCAAUAUUUUUAGAUCAAAUCUGUUUGACUUUAAAUACAAAUACAUGCUGAUCGUUUGUAGAUUUAAAGUAGUUUGAUUAUGAAAAAAGUACAUUUAGGAUAGAAAGCAGAAGAGAAGAACAAAAAGCAUUUUUCUAGUUUCUGAAAUGUAUCUAUAGAGAUCUUCAACAUUCCAUAUUUAUAAACAUGAUACGAGACAGAAAUGUGUGAUAUUUAUUUUGGCCAAUGCUUAUACACAUAGAUCCAGCUGUACCAGCUCACAUGUCUAAGACUCUCGUGUCCAUUUCACUUAAAGCCCCUUAAGAAAGGUAUUUCCCUCAAAGAUUUCUUAGUUUCGUAGUUUUGCAACAUUUUUGUCUUUUGAAAACUUAAUCUCCAAAUCCUCUUAGACAGAUUCAUUCAGCUCUUGUGUUUCUAUCAUGAACUUUGUUUAUAAUAUUGUUAUUAGGUAUUCUGGUUUGUCAUUUGUGGCACGUUGAGCUCCAGCCAGUUUUAUGUUAGUGUUUUAUGGCCAAUUGUAGCAUGUGGAUUUUCAAUAUUCUGGAGGUCUCAGGGGGCAGAUUGCUUUAUACCCUGUUAAGAUUGCAUUGCUAAUGACCCACAGAGAAAGAAGUAGAACACAACAGGUCACCUGAGACCAUUGCCACUGCCACUGUGUAAGAGAGAGAAAGAAAGAAAGGUCUGUAUUAUUCCCCCUUUGAUCGGGUUUGGUGUAGGUGUCUGGGUCUUAGGCAGGUCAAAUAUCAUUAAAAGUCUUUACUCUCUGUCUCAGUCUGCCUAGACGCUGAACGGCAUGCUCAUAAAGGAAGAUUAAAGAGCAAGGCAGAAUUUGAGAAUAAACACAAACACCCAAAAAUCAUUGCCAGGGGGUGAAAAGCAGAUGAGAAACAGAUUAGAGGAAGUAGGGAGAAAAAUCUGAGUAGGUUUAAGGUCACACUGGGGUAAAAUGAGCCACAGCUUAGUUGGUGCUAUCAUGAGCUGUGAUGUGACAACUAAAUGAAAACACGAAAGUUAUCUGAUGGCUCAAGCCCCCCCCCCUCCCUCCCCCCCAGAAUGCUGGGAGUUGGGUAAAAUCCAGUAGGCCUGGGGCACAUUGAAUCAACGGCCAUAAAUAUGACACAGCUUGAAGCAGUGAAUCUAUUUGAGUUGGCAAAGUAAUACAGCAUAAAUUAAAUCCUUCAGACAUCUUUGUUAUACUUUGGGUCAUGUUGCUUCUGUUGCUUUUGGACAUUACAAGUCUUAUAUAAGUUGUUUUCUUUGAUCUUAAAGUAGAUCUUCAAACUGAUAAACAGCUCUGCUCUGUUGUUUUCACCUAUUAAUUAGAAAAAGGAAAGGACACAAACUGGCUCACCUUACCACAGGCCCAAAGUAAAGGUGUGCUAAACCAGGGUGUUGUUGUGAGUAGUGGUCAGUGCCCACCCAAAAGAAAAUGAAUCAAAUGUUAUUAUUAGCAUAGAUUUUUACAUGUCUUUUUAUUGAUUUAUUGGCUGUUAGAUCAUUUAUUGAACUAUAAUAUGUGCUUGCCUCUGCAUUGUUUCAAUAGGAUGUCUGUCAUUGUCCAUCAUAUAUAAACUAGUUUCUAGGUCAUUUCAAUGCCACCA